This is a messenger RNA of Pomacea canaliculata, 8843 nucleotides long. Its product is annotated as golgin subfamily A member 6-like protein 7. Gene Ontology annotation, biological process: intracellular mRNA localization. The transcript has 13 exons. NCBI's taxonomy places the organism in Eukaryota, Metazoa, Mollusca, Gastropoda, Architaenioglossa, Ampullariidae. The coding region runs from base 412 to 2568 and encodes 718 amino acids. Gene Ontology annotation, cellular component: nuclear outer membrane-endoplasmic reticulum membrane network; endoplasmic reticulum; ribonucleoprotein complex. The record is from RefSeq and is a predicted model, not a curated record. Gene Ontology annotation, molecular function: mRNA binding.
UCCUGCAUUGGUUCCUGGAACUAGAAGGCUCGAAUUUCUACUGAUAGUAUUCAACAGUAUUAGUAAUGAUCGCUCAACAUUCUAUAGCUUAGGGAAGUAAAAUUACAAUGUACAGAUCCAUUUGACGAGUAAUUGAAAGUUAACAAGCCAUUGCAAAUGCAGGAAAUUCGGAUACAUAUUCAACUGAACGUAACUGACUAUUGAGAUUGUACUCGUAGCAUAGGCAAGCGACAAAAGUAUGUCUAAUGGUGCUCGUCAUAUGAUAUUGGUGCUUCGAGUGACGAAAUGCGGUCACAUGACUACGCAACAUGGAUCCCCCAUGAGCUUGCAAACUGUUGACAGUGCACACGUUCCUAUCACACAAUCUAAAAGCUGAAUCUGAAGGAAGACGACAAAGGACGUGAUUGCAUAAUGGAUGAGGUGCAGGAUGACGAGGAGGAUGAAAAAGAGCUGCAUGACUCAAGGCGGCCGAAGGCACCGAGUAAAAAGAAGUUUGAAGAAGACAUGGAGGUUCUUGGCAGCAGUAUACGUGCCAAGGAGCAAGAGUUGGAAGCAAGUAAAGUUGCAGGUAUGCCAAAUGCAUCUGACCAGCUGAAAAACUUGAAGGUAGAGAAAAAUGCAAGUAUUGAACAGCGCAAGAAGAUUGAUGUGGACCUACAAAAACUGAAUAAAGACAUUUCAGAAAUGAUGUGCAACCUAUCUCGUUUGGAAUCCACGCUGCACUACAGAAAUGAAGACAAAAUCAAUGAAGCUAUAAAACGCCUAGAAUGGAAUAUGAGUGUGCAAAAUUUCAAGCUUUCUGAAGAGAAAAAGAUCGUGGCAGAGAUAGACAGUCUGCGUCGUUCCAAGAAGACCCUUGCACUUUACCUGAGUCUUAAAAAGGAAAUGGAGCGAAUGAGAGACCAGCAACGCUUUAUGCGUGAAGAGAGAGAUCACUGCUUUCACAAUGUGACACAACUGAAACAGCAAGAAGAAAAAGUCCGCAGUGAUGCUGUCAAAAAGAAGGCUCAAACAGAGAAGCUGAAGAAAGAGGUGGACGGUCUGUAUGAGGCCAAGCGACAGAUGAUAGCCACAUACAAAAAGCAGAGGGAGGAGUUCAAUGACAUGCGAGAAAAGCAGCGGCACGAGAGCUUCAAGAAGCGGGAAGAAGAAAAACGAGCCAUUCAGGCAAGACUCAAGAAAGAGCUAGAUGAUCUAGAGGCCCAGAAGCGACCAUAUGAGGAUGAGAUUUGUCUCUGCAACACCUUGAUACACUACCUGAAUCGUUUUGUUGCCAACACUGAUGUUGAAACUGUCAGCCCUACAGGGUUUGCAUCUACACCAGUUUCUUCUCCUGCCACGGAAGAACCAGCCCCACUGAAUAACCAAGCAUCUGGGCUUGCAGAAGAGCUGGAAGAUGGCCAGUAUGUUCUCCUGAGAAAAUGUGAAGACAGCAGCUAUGUUUCCUGCUCUGCCAAACACUUAGCUCGCAAACAGCGCCGAAGCCGAAAGGCAUCCAUGGUGAAGCGAAUCACUCAUACACCAGAAGUACUAUCCCAAUUUUUAGCUCUCAAUCUUAACGCACCUACGACUAUGGCCGAGGUGCUUGCUUCUCUGGAGCAGCUGCGGGCAAGAAGGCUGCAUUAUGAAAGGGAGGCAGAGGCAAAAAGUGAAACAGAGAGUGCGGUGUAUGAGAUGUCAAGGCAGGCCAGCCACACAGAGAGCUGCGACGGACAGUCAGAGGCACAGCUCAGUGACCAGGUGAUGGAGGAACUGCUGCAGGUUAAUGGUUGCUGGCAAUCUGCAGAAAAUGUUUGCUCACUGAAGCAAGAAGAGGCAUCCAGUUCUGGCUGGGUCAAUAACCAUGCAGAACCAGACAUUUUAAAAAAUUGCUCCUCUACUAGAGAAGAAGGAGUUACCUUAGACAAGUGUUCUUUCCCAUCUCUGCUGGAAACGGUUGCAGAUUCUUUCAAAAGCAGCAGAGGACCACUUUUUAAACGGCCUGCCAGCAUGUUUUUAGGGGAAGAAAUGGAUAGUUUUAAUGGUGUUACGGAUGUUGUGCAUCGGCAUCUUGCAGGAUCUCCAGAUUGUGUUGCUACCAGUUUUUCAAAGGCAGCUUGGGAUAGCACACCACAGGGUAUUCUGUUGGAUCAUAGAAUAUCUACUGUUCCUGUUGUUAAUGGGGUCAGCAAAUGCGAUGAUGUGAUAGAACUCGGGAAUGGCUGCCCUACUGUCCAAUGGCAGGAAGUUGCUCAAGACAUAAGUGACAAGGGAUCAGCCUGUCAUGAGGAAGAUGCAGUGAUUCUGACAGGAAAUGACUCAAACAGUGGUGGAAUAAACAGAUCCCAAAUGGGAUUUUGUAACAACAGCGAGACAUACUGUAACAUCCCCAUUGCUACUGUCAGCCAUCCUUCUGAUUUCAAUGAUAUCCUGAUUGAUGGAGCUGAAGUUGCAUCUGAACUUGGCAAAGAGUCCGAAAUUUGUGUAGCCUUAAACAGCUUGCAUCUCAAAGGUGACGGUAUGGUUCGAAAAGAGGCAAACUUCACAGACAGGGGCAAUAAAAACAAGGAUGGGGGAAUUUUAAUUUAGACUGCCCUAAUGGGCACUGCAUCACAGUGACAUCAGUAAAAUGCACCUGCCCACUUCCACUCACACUCCUCUUUGAUAUUGGUGGCUAAUGCUGCCACCUCUGCAUUAUCAUUCACUCUUGUUGUCUCCAUAAUUAUCAGAAAAGGCAGAGCCAUCUGACACUGUUAGUGAACUUCGAACUUUGCAAACUGACAGGAACAUUUGUGCUUUGACUAUACAUAUGUUCACGCACGCGCAGACAUGUACUUAUGCACACACAGAGCUUUGCACUGUGACGAACAGGUCUAUGAAAAACAUGCAAUGAUUUUGUAGCUACUUUUGAACUACAUGUAUUGUAUCCAACUUCUAAUGAAUGCAGUCCCUAUUUUUUUUUUAAACACACUAAAGAUCACAUAUUUACCAGAAUAGUUGAACAUCUCUUUUAGCAUUUAGUAUAAUUAUGGUUAUUUAUGAAUAUUUUUAGUGUGCUAUUGAUUGGGUGGAGGUGGUGUUGUGACCUCAGCACAUGAAAUAUUGGAAAAGUGUGGCUGUUACAUUUUUAAUUAAGCAUUUCAUGUUGACAGGUUGCUUUCAGUGUUUUGAAAUAUUAACCUGAUGACUUAUUUAUUGAUGAUAAAAAUGAGUGUGAUAAAAUCCAAUUAUGAAUAUAUUUACAUAAACAUUGAUUAUGAGUAAGCUUAUAAGUUUAGUGGAAGAACUAGUUGCAGUGUCCCUCCAUUGUGCAACAUGUUUCUGGUCAAUAUGUUGAGUUUCUCAACCUUUUCUGAUAACUGCCUGGAAGUUGACUAACAUCAGUGGAGCUCAACCUCCUUCUCAGUUCGGCAGAGAUUAAUUGGAGUUUUUCCCCCCACAGAACUUGGUGAAUAUCAUGUUGAUCUUUAUGAUUCACUUUGUUAUUGUAUGUUUAAAAGUCAAGGUGGACAAAGCUGAGGUGAUCACUCAUCUCUUAGGAAAAAAAAGCUGUUUCUGUAGUUUCAUUAUAAAGUGAUAUAAUGGAUGACAUCCUUACAUUUUUCCUUCGAAAGCUUUGGUCCCUAGAAACGUGUUGGUGUAAUAGAAUGUUAAAUUUUAACUUUUGGAACAGUAUUCAUAUUACAUAUUAUUUCAUGAUUUUGACAUUAUGUUUACAUGCUGACACAUCAUUGUACUGGGUGUCUCCCAGGUGUAGUCCAACUAUUGAUAUCCAUCACAUUUUUAAUGGUUUCUUGAUUUUCUUAUCACUGCCCAUGGAAGAUUUUUGUGUGGACCUUCUCCAAAUAGUGGUUUAUGCCUGACAGCACUGUAUUGAUACUGUUGACUUGAACUGAUGGUGAUAACACACUUACGUCUUUUUUUAAAAAAAUAGAGACUCUUGCAUGGUUGUGGAAUGCUCUGGGUUCUGCUGUUGAAUAUAACUCUUUGCAGACUUGCUUUGAGAGAUGGAAAAUGGUCUUUAAAGAAAGUCAAGGUUUUCUAGAAUAUAAAUUUGAUGGCUUACAUUAUUUGUCAACUUAGAAUAUUCCAUCCUGAUUGGUGACUGGUAAGGGAAAGGAUGGUCCUCAUUUCCAGAGGGUGGUCUUGUGGCGCAGCGGUUAGUGCCUGUCACCAAUACAGUGAAGAUUGGUUGUCCUGGGUUCAGCUCUCGCCUUAGGCAGGCCAUUCUUUCUCUGCAUGAUGGAUCUUUUUACAGGGCUGGCUGCCUUGCUGCAAUAUAGCCUUAGUUGCUGGCUCAGCAUAAAAUAUCAGUUCCCCCCUUCAUUCCCAGACUUCUUGACCUGGCAUUGAUGAUUUUGGCUUGGUUCUGAAUAAGAAUUCCUAUAUGUGUGAAUCAGAAGUGGAAUAUUUUGUUCUUCAAAGUUUCACUCUUUGUUUUCUUAUUUGGUAACACUAACAGUCCAUUGAGUACAGAAAAGAUUAAUAGAAAAGGAAAUGACAGGUUGUGCUUAAAGGAUAGAUACUGACACUCUUAAUCAUUUCCAUUCAAAAUUUUAGAUCGCAAAACAAAUUACAGUCUAAAACACAGGUUUUGGGCAGUUCACAGAGGCUUAUGCAAUGGAAAACAUAAUAUUUCUUCAGGAAAAGUAAACCAUUUAAAAACAAUGUUACUUUCUGUCACGACAGUCUUGUCCGCUUUGCUAAGCUCUUUCUCACUGUACUCAUCUUCAGAAUUUUAGUGCACAGUACUUCGAUUCUAGUGUUUUGAUGAUUUGACAGCAAAACAUGGCAGCAUCUUUGUACCACCCCAGAUAAGUGCUACAGAUGUAAUUAUAAAGUAGAUGAUUGUUUUUGUAGCCCAACAGUUUGAGUGGAAAUGAUUUGGAACAUCAGUUUCCAUCAUUUAAGCUAAGCUUGCCAUUUCAUGUUCCUUUUCCUUAGAAGAGUCAACAGGUAAUCAUCUACUCUCUACUCUGCCAUCAAAUACUCUUUCUUGGUAAUGACAAAGGAUCAGCCUGUCAUAAACAAGAUACAGGGGUUCUCACAAGAAGCAAACAAGAGGUGGGUCAAGGUGAAGAGUCUUUAACAGACAUCCUAAAAAAUUGGCAUUCCCAAUUUAAAUGGGUUUUUUUUCUAGGCUUUUUUGGUGUAUUCUUCUCAAAUGCCUGCAUUAUUCCUUUUCCUGUUUUCAUUGGAUUGUGGUCUAUAUUCAGAUAGCUUUGUACAAGUGUUCCAAUCUCAUGCUUGACUGUUGUUUGACAGAUAGACAUGCCAAUAAGCAGUUUCGAUAACCCUUCUAAUAAAAUAUUUGGGGAAGGGGGGGUAUUUUAAGUAUAAUCUAUUUGACAAGCUGAAACUAAACAUUGUACUACUUCCUGUCUCAUUUUUUUGUUUGCAUAUUCUGAAUGCUUGGGUAUUGUGAAAGCAUUCAUGAGUAAAAACAAACUGUACAUUCAGAGAUAGGGCAUUCUGGAGUUUAAGGAAAAAAACAUUUUUAUGAAAAUGGCAUAUCACUAGUAUAAGCAGAUCAGAAUGCGCUUUUUUUCAAUGUCUGCUCGAAACCAUAUAUGCGAGGUAUCAACAGUGCUGGACAUGUUAUAGUAGCUAUUUGGUGGGCCAAUAACUUGAUCACAUAUCAUGCAUUCAAGAGCUCAGCUUUGUUGACAAGAAUAAUGAAUUUGAUACAUGUUAAGAGAUAUAAUACUGGUUUCUAGAUAUAUAAGAUUUGUUUGUGGGAUUAUUUCUUUAUUAUGAUUGCAAGUAUGCUGUUGACUAAUCACUUUUCUACUGUUGGCCCAACUGUUGUACAAAAGGUAUGUCAUUAGCUGAAGUUUUUAGAGAGAAUAAUGCAGCAGAAAGAUUUGAUGGGGAACAGAGUUUUGAUAAUUAUGAAGCUAAUAUUGUUUGCAAUAAAAGUAAAUGUGAAUAUCAUGUGAAUUUGAUGAAAGGUGCCCCACGUACAAGUAAUGGGGGGAUGUUGUUCUGGCUACAUUUUCUGGAAUUAAACAUGUUUUACUUGUUUAUAAACUUUUUGCCUAUUCAGUCUAUUGUUGAAGUUUUGUACUUUUCCAAAAUAUCGAUCUUUAAGCUAGUUUUCUUUCCCCCGUUUUUUUUGUUUUGUUUUGUUUUGAAAUGUGGAUCCUAAUCAGUUGACUUCACUUGAUGGUUGAUUUGGGAAAAACAUGGACAUUGUUGGGUGAAAUUUGUAAGCAAUGUGGACUUUAUGGAUUUUUUGUUCUUUCCUAGUCUGUUCAGUCAUUACAACUUUUCGUACCAGUUUUAGUGUGAUGGUGAAAUGUAAUAGCACUCAAGGGUGAAACUUCUGUCCCUCAACCCACCCUUCCUUUUGCUUUAAAACUAUACUUCCUCACAAGAAUCAAAUUCAGAUAUGGUACACUAAUUUUUUUUGUUUCAAAGUUGGAUGUACAUUUCAUUGACAACCUGUGCCUAGAAAAUCCAGUCUGUUUAACUGCCAGUUAUAUCAUCAUUGUGUUUCCAGUGUAAUUUCUCAUAGUCAGAUCUCAUGGAUCUUUUUGUUAUGUGAUUCAAAUAGAUUUUUGUUGUCUUCACUAUAUUCCUAAACAGGCCUGCCUCUUCAUAAAAAUUUGUUGCAGUUGUAAAGUAUGAGUUCUAAAUAGGUGAGAGCACAAAGAACGCAUCUAUGUAUACACUUGUGUUUAAGUAAGGUGACCAGACGUCCCGCUUUUGACCUCGUGUCCUGCCUGCUAAUUGGGCGGGACGCCCAAUGUCCCGCUUUCUGGCUUUCUGGCAAGUCCAUCAAAUGUCCCGGUUGUCUUUAAAAAUCACUUUUUUCAGCGUUCUUUGACGGUGACGAAACCAUCAUCGGUACGUGUCCCGCUUUCGCCCCCGAAACGUCUGGUCACCUUAGUUUAAGUGUACCUUUGUGUGUUUAGAUGUGGUUCAAACAUGCAUUUGUAUGCAAUUCUUAAACCUCUUAAAAAAUCUCUAACAUGAUCGUGGGUUUUAUUGAAUGUGCAUAGCAAUAAUGUCAUUUCAAAAGCACUUUUCUUCACAUCAGCAUUCUGAUGCAAGUGUAUAUGCACUGUUGUACUUUUUUUUGCCAUAUAAAGUCAGCAUCAAACAACUACUGAAGGUUAUCAUGUACAUAUUGGCAUAGCCUGUAUGCAAGCAGGCAAAUUCAAGAAUUGUUUGUUCUAUGAGAACAAGCAUGUCCUGAUCUUGACAGACUUAUGCCCAUGUGCUCAUGCAAAUUGGAGAAAAGUAGUUUUCAAUCCUCCACCAUAAAACCUAUCUCCAACCUCUAAAAUUACCAAAACCAGGAUCUGUUAGCUUUGGUAAUUUUAGAGGUUGGAGAUAAGUUUUAUGGUGGAGGAUUGGAAAUAUACACUUGAAUUAAAGCCACAGUGCUGCAUGGAGGUGUGCUGAUCCAGUAGCAGUAUACAGCUGAAUAUGGGCUAAGGCAGGAGUGGGGAGGUGUCUCGUUAUUCAAAGUUUUACUUAAAAGAAACUAUUAUUUUGUUUGCAAGGGAACUAUGACUUUGCAAUUGUAUACAGUCCUGGGACUGCUAAAGCAGCAGUGGUGAUCCUGAUGUUCUUGUAAGUGAAGUUGCUGUUUGCAGUGUGACACACUACAUUGUUUGGUAGUUAUGAGUGAUACAUAUUUUUUAUAUGCUGGUGGAUGACUUUUUGCAAAGGAACAUUUGCGAGGCAUCCUUACCAGAGAGGCUUGCUUUUUUUUUCUUCUUGUUAUGGGAGUGGGUUGAACUUUUGACUUCAUCUGUCACAUUUACACCAGAGCUUAUCAUCCCAUAUCUCAUGCCACUUGUCUAUUCCAGAAAUUGUGGUGAAUGAAGGAAGUAUACCACUGGGGAUUCCUUUGAUCAAAUUGACAAUGACAUUGUGUGGGGAGAGGUGGGUGAAUCUUAAUGCACUUUUAAGGUUGCUGUUAAAUGACCCUUUGGCAUACAAGUAUGCCAUAAAUUCCAAGUACUGAAUACAUAUUUAUUAUGGUAUGAAGUUCAUAUAGAGCAAGAAGUGUCACUUACCCUCAAUAUUAGUCAUCACUUGUUAACUUCUUUAAUUAUUUGCAACCUUUUGAAUUUGACAGAAGUUUUAGGUACUCUUUAUUUGGCAUUUCUUACCUUUACCACUCCUUACCACUCGCCCUUAUUCUGUAGUAAAAUUAAAUUACUGUGACAUCUAUAAUGGCUUUCAACAGAGACAGUUCUAUAUAUAUAUCAUUAUACAAGAAUUGUGCAAAGUUGAUGACAUUGUCAUUAAACAGAACAUAGUGUGUGAUUUUACUAGGGCAAAAAUAGUGAUGGCAUUGAUUAAAUUAUUGGCCUUAAAUUAACACACUUCUGGUGUUUACUUACGACUUCAUUUCCUUGUUAAUUUUGUGGCAUUAGGACACACUAAACCACGAUGUUAUUGUUAGAACAUUUUAAACAAUAUUUGGUGGCAGGGAUUCUUAAAGGACGAAAUGCAAACUUUUAUGUGUGUCAUUUUGUUUAUGCAGUGCACAAGUUAUUUGCCAGUCACAAACUUUAUUUUCAGAACUAGUAUUUCACAGAUCAGAAUAUACCAUUGACUGAUAACGACCAAAACAGCUUUUGUUAAGCUGCUUCUGGUACUGUUUUCUGCUGGUAAGAGAACUUUGCUGUGCUAGAUGAUGUUGUUUGUUGAGUUUGGCUGAAAUAUGCAGAUGGCAACUUGAGUGCUCUUAUGUUCUGACAGACUGAAGUGAAGGCUUGUGAUGAUUCAAGUUUGUAUCUGAUGCUUACUUAAGUAUGUUUGUUGCAGAAUACAUGGUUGUCUGCUGGUAAAGCACUGUUUCAUCAUGCAUUGUUAUAGAACAGGCAAUAAAUGUGUGAGACAUU